AAGCUUCCUAAGUUCACACUGUUUCCUUUUUGCUGGGUCCAUUUUAACUGGCCGUUACUUAGCAGCAGAAGCCAUGUUUUUGGGGUGACAUCAUGUUUUGUCGCUGGUGCUGCAUUGGUUUGCCCCCACAUGAAGCCCUGCGUCAGAUUUUUGCAGCGGGUGUGAACGUAAGAGGGGAGCGUCACGCUGGAAACAAAUACCAAAAUAAAGAUCACGUGUUGGCUCCACUUUCUCUUUUUUCUUUAAUGGCUGUAGAGAAAUACCGCCCUCUGCUGGACGACAGAGAUAUGGCAAAAAUACGAGAGCCUCCGGACUAAACCAUUCCGCAAACCAGAGGGAAAUAAAACAGAGUUUCAGUUUAUUUGUAGGUAACAUUGUGGUCUAGUUUUAGAAUAUGAGUGAAAACAGUCUAGAUGAGCUAAAGUUGAGGCAAAAAUUUAGUGAGGCUUUUUGUCUUGGCGUGUUUUGGCCCCCGCGUCCUGAGUGAAAGUGGGUCGGUCCAGUAGUGAAGGCGAAGCUGCAAAAAAGAACGAUUUGUUUUCAAGGAGAGGAAGAAGCGUCGCCGACAUCCAGCGCGGCCGCAUCGCUUCAAACAGAAACGGUUUGAACAUUUCUAACUGCUCGCUGCCCUGCCGGCCCGCCAUGGCUCUGUGCGGGGGUGUCGGAGCCUUGGCUUUACCCAGCGAGCUCAUCGUCCACAUCUUCUCCUUCCUGUCCGACCGGGACAAGCUCCGGGCCUCGGCCGUGUGUUCCCGCUGGAGGGAGUGCCUGUUCUACCCCGCGCUGUGGACCGAGCUCAAACUGCGGAUAGGCGGCGGCGGCUGUAACGGCUCCGGUUCCGACGAGGCGGCCAAGCUGGAGUUCCUCAUGCGGAAGUUCGGCUCCUUCGUGCGGGAGCUGCAGCUGGAGCUGGUGGAAGGAAACCUCAGCCCGCUGAGCAACGACCCGUCGGCCGCCAGGAUGGAGCAGCCUCCCGGCGGCCAGGAGGCGCACCAGCGGUGGAGGGACGCCAUGGCCACCUACUUGGACCAGGUGUUGUGUGUGUUCACCGGCAUCCGCAACAAUAGAAACCUGCAGAAGCUGAGUCUGUAUGGGGACACCUUCAUCCUGCAGCAGGACGGACCGCUGGACAUGUCCAGCCUGCAGCAGGUCCACCAGGGGGAGAAGAAGAUCAACGAGGUCCAGCAGCUGUUCAUGGAGCUGCUGUCCAACAGCCGCCAGCUGCGCUGGCUGUCGUGCAGCUUCAUGCUGGGUGUGGCGACGCCCUGCUCCCUCUCCUGCCUCUCCAACCCUGCAGCCGAGACGCUGCAGCACCUCAGCUUACUGGACCACCAGCUGGGCCCCCUGGUCUCCCCCUCAGAGCUGGACCGGCUCUCCAACCUUCACUCUCUGGCUCUGGAUUUCUGCGACUUCACGCCGGAGCUCUGUGGUCUGCUGGCAUCGCCGCGACGAGCUCCCCUGCACCGCCUGUCGCUGCUGCUCAACGGCGCCGCCCUGGAGUUCAAACCGUUGGAGGGCACGGCCACAGAAGACGACUGGAAGGCGCUGGUCCGGGUCAGCGCCAACCUGCGCGUUUACGUGAUGGCUCUGGAGGUGGACAGCUCGGAGCUGCUCCGCGUCCUGAAGCCCAGCCUUCCUCUGGAGCGCCUCCACCUGGACAGCUACAGCACGCUGGUGACGGACGGCGCCCUGGAGCUCAUCUCCCAGCAGUACAACAGAACCCUGACCCACUUCCUGCUGCUGAGGGACGGGCCCGGCUUCCCCGACCUCAGCGUCAACCGCAACGAGGAUCCGCUGGUGCUGCUGGCGUGGCGCUGCACCCAGCUGGCCGUCCUGGUGAUCCAUGGUUACACCGUGUGGUCCCAUAACUUGGUGGCCAUCUCCCGCCUGCGCGGCUCCAGCCUGCGCGUCCUCACCGUCUCUGAGGAGAGCGUGGACUUCGACCCGGACCAGUCCCUCUACGUGGAGGGCGACCCGGUCCACAACCUGGUGAAGGAGGUUUCUCUGGGCCUCGGCCGCGUCUGGCACCCCUGCCUGGACUCUGCCGUGGUUCUGUCUGAACCCACCCAACACUUCCACCGUGAGCUGCGCGCCUUCAGCGCCGGCGUGUAGCGGCGCCGGACGGACCAGACCAGCUGGGAACGCAGCAGACCCGAGUAAACCAUGCAGAGCUCACACUCACAGGAUCGGCUUUUAUUUUAGUUUUUAUUUCUGAUCAUUAAAUUUGCUUCAGUCUUUUUUUUUCUUUUUUGUUUUUAAUUUAGAAAUUGGAACAAAUUCCUUCAUAAGACCAGAUUUUUAACUAGUCAGCUGAAAUGACUUUGUCCAGUCUGGGCUCAUCUAGUCAGGUCUGAUCCAGUCUGGUCUGAUCUGUGCUCGGCUGAUCUGGUCUGAUCCAGUCUGGUCUGAUCUGUGCUCGGCUGAUCCGGUCUGAUCCAGUCUGGUCUGAUCUGUGCUCGGCUGAUCCGGUCUGAUCCAGUCUGGUCUGAUCUGUGCUCGGCUGAUCCGGUCUGAUCCAGUCUGGUCUGAUCUGUGCUCGGCUGAUCUGGUCUGAUCCAGUCUGGUCUGAUCUGUGCUCGGCUGAUCCGGUCUGAUCCAGUCUGGUCUGAUCUGUGCUCGGCUGAUCCGGUCUGAUCCAGUCUGGUCUGAUCUGUGCUCGGCUGAUCCGGUCUGAUCCAGUCUGGUCUGAUCUGUGCUCGGCUGAUCUGGUCUGAUCCAGUCUGGUCUGAUCUGUCCUCGGCUGAUCUGGUCUGAUCCACAGUGGCAUCAGUUCUUAUUCCAUCACCCUAACAUCCUGCGGAGCCUCUGUGUGAUGUAACUCUGAUCCCUGUCAGUUUUUUGCCCCCCCUGUGUGUUCUCUGUUUGUUUACUUCGUGGUGACCUUUCACCCCCAUGUGUUUGAUCACAGAUGCGUUGUAAUCCUGCUCAGACGCAGCAGGCUGGUGAUGGAGGCCAGGCCGACUGCUGCAGCUGCUUUUUGUUUCAGGUGGGGGUGUUAUGUUUUAUGAUCUGACUGGUUAUUGAAUGUGUUAUUUUUUGGUAUUUUAAGGUCAGAGGUCAUUUCUUGGGGCGUGUCAGGCGGUGUUACAGAGAGUUUUGUUACUUCCUGGCGAGCCUCCAGCUGAUCAGAACCAUCUGAUGUUCUGAUUUUAACUUUCACAGCCGGCCGACUAAGUUCUGGCUUUAUUCUUGACGAGUUGGGUUCCCGGCGUGUAAAACUGUUUGGACCGGGCCGGAGCAACGGCUGUGUUCUGCAGGCCCGGUUCUGAAGAGCUGGAACGCUGAAUGUAAGCUGGGCUGAGCUUCAUGCAUCACAGAUUCCUUCCUUUAUUUUUUCUGGAACCUGCAGCACAUUAAUGGUUCUGGUUGCGCCACCUCAGGGUUCGGGUUCGGGUCGGGUCGGCCUGCGGCGCCGCUGAUGCUGAUGAGUGGGAUGUGCAAAACAAUCACUUUUCUUUUCCUCUUAUGUCACAGUUGCCUUGGAAACGGCUCCACGUUCUCCGGUGUAGUAGUUUAGCUGUUGUUGUGCGUCUGAUCGGACCCUCCGGCCUGGUCCGGUCCGGUCCGAGGCCCAAAGAACCUAAUCAUACAUUUGUUUUCAACGAUUAAGGUUAACGGAGAGACUCCGCCCCUCUGACGGUGGGACGUUCUCCUAAAGAUGUCUUCAGACUGCAGAGAUCCAAAUCUGGUUCUGAACUUCCAGAACUUUACCGGCUGCAGAAAAGUCCCGGCGCCAGCAGCAACCGGGCCGUGGUUGCCAUGGUUUCCAGCUUGGUCUGGUACCUAGACUGAACGGAGCGCUGCACACUGACGGCUCCGGAUGGUUGCCAUGGUGCUCUGGUAUCAGCUGGGUGAAGGAGGUCAGAGGUCAGCGUAUUCUCCUCUCCGUUUUGUCAGAAUCUGAUUUUUGCAGCUCCGCUUUCGCUUCCUGCUGCGGUCGGCUCAGACAGGAAGUCAGACUGAGUGAAAAUCAGUUCCUGUCGUUCUGUGAGAGCAGAUCAUCGCCGACGGCCCGACUCGGCCCGGUCCGACCGGUUCUGGGUCCAGCACAAAGUAUUCUGAAAGGAGACAGCUUGUGGAGUCCCGCAGGGCUCACAGCUCGGUCCUUUGGGUUUGGGUUUGGCGGUUCUGGUUCUGGUCGGUCCGCUCCGAUCCAAUCCAAACUGCUGUGUGCCUGUAAAGUUAGUUUAAUCCCUUCUUGCAGUUUUCUGGUGCAUCCAGUGGGAGUGUGUUUAUGUGAUGCGUGGCUGAGAGGAGACCUGUGUGUGUGAUGAAAGCGUUGCCAUGGCAACAGGAACGGUUGGCUCUCAGGGCGCGAAACGGAAACGAUCUCAGGCCUGCUGCUCGUCUGUGUGAAUUACUCCGGACCCGGUUCUGUUCUGAGGAACAACCUUCACUCACGCCUCAGUGUCGCCCCCUGGUGGCGGUUUCCUCCUCCUGCUCUCUGGAACGGGUCGGUUCUGGAUCUCACAGGGAAACAAACCAAAGCGGAGCAGGAAGUGGAGGCGUGGCCAAGCAGAGUCCUUACUUCUGAUUGGCUCUCAGGGUCCGCGUCAUCAGGGGUUCUGGGCUCCGGUCUUCUUCUCCCUGUUUCUCUGUGAGGAGCGAGGCAGUGUGAACCCCCUAGGGGUCAUGGGGUCAUGGGGUCGCGGGUUCUGGCUCCAUGAAGCUGUAAACUGAUUUAGCUGCUAGGAAAGAACAUUCCACAUGAAGGACGGGGGGCUCCUUCCUAAAUAAUAUCUAUAGACAGAUGAUGCUCGCUAUAUUUUUUACCCUGAGUUGUGUGUUUGUGCAGCAGGUGGCGCUGUUCAGAGACGAUGCGUCUUCCUCCUUUAGAUCAGCUGAUUUCACGUUUCCAUCCAGACUGGGGGGGUUAUCGUUCUGACAUGUCGACCUGUUAAACUGAUCCAGGAGUUAUUAGGCGACCGUUACCGCGGUGACAGUCGCCUCUGUGUCCUGUGUGUUACAUGGAGCAGAUGUCAGGCGGGUGUGGCGUUGGCCAAUCAGAGAGCUGGCCUCUAACUCGCUGUGUCCCUCUGCUGGACCCGCUCAGCUCAGAACCAAAGUAGCAGACGGUCGGAUCUGCAGGGACGCCAGAUUUUAAGUUUCCCGUCUCUUAUCUCAGAUUCCUUUAGCUUGAAGCUGAACCGGCUCCUCCUACAGAAGCUCAGGUCAGAAGGAGCGUGCAGAGAGCUGGACUCAUGCAGGAAUGUAAAUGUGAGAAAACACUGGAUGUGCAGCAGAGGAGCUCCUCAUGCGACCCAAUGCUCUGGCGCGUUAACCUCACCAGCGGUUCUGAUGAAACUCCUCUGGACGUUAAAGGAAGUCAGAGCCAGAUCUGCUUCUGGCUGCUGAACCAAGUCCUGAUGGACUGGAGAGCCAAACGUCCGGUCAGGCGGCCAGGCCGGCCUGCUGCCCAGUCCAGCAUCACAACUAUGCAAGAGGAAUGCGUUUAAUCCAAACUUUAUUUUUCUGUUUUUAUAUUUGCUUUCCAUUCUCUCGCCAUCACAGAGCAGCAGUGUUAGAUGUGAACUAAGAGAACGUGCAAUGACAAUACUUGGCCUUACGAUGAUGAUUUCUGAGAUCUUGUAAUCAUUUUAGUCUGAAGAUGUUUUGAAGUGUGACCAGCCAACCCGGCGGCGGCGGCGGCGGCAGCGGCAGCGGGUCGCUCUUGGUCUCCGUGAGACCGGCUAGACGGCCCCCGGUUCUAUCGUGGUACGAAUGUUGUGCAUUUGUUUCAGAUCAGGACAGUUUGCAAUAACAGCAGUUUUACAAGCGGCCACAAGGGGCAGUGUUGACGGCGCCUGGCUGCGCCUUUAGAAAACCAUAGAGGAAGAAAUAGAAACUAUAUAAAGAGAUGAAUAUAUAUGAAGUCCCUCAGUGCGUAUUUGUAACGGUAUCAGCGACUCAUCGUGGUUUUUCCUCUUAUGCAACUCUUGUCCGGGUUCAGAUUCUGAACAUGAAGUUGAUUCUAAAACCACACAGACUUUGUACAUCAGACCCCAUGUUGUUGUUGUUUUGGCUUUUAUUUUUGCAGAAAUGGUUUUACUCUGAGUGUAACUUCCUGUGUGACUGUUGCUGAUGUAAGCGCUGGGUUUCUCCUUCCUCCUCCAAGCGGAGGCGCAGACCUCCUGACCCCCGACCUCCAGAACACACAGCUGGACCCGCCUCACACACAAAUCCACCCGGUCCCUCUGAAAUCUGCACAGAUCAAACUUUGAGCUCCAACAAAUGAAUCUGACCUGAGAAGGGUGCAGCUGGUUUCAGACGUCCCAGCUGGGGGUCAGGGGUCGUCUCUCCUUGCAGGGGGGGUUAGGGGGGGUUAAUGGGGAGGCGAGGGGGCAGCAGGACCUCUGAACUGACCGGGGCGGAGCAGAACGGACGGUCGGCCUGCUGGCUGUUGAUUGGAAAUGAUGCUGAAUGAAUGAUUCUCUUCUUUUAGUCAGUGAAUAAAAACAUUAAAAAGUC
Messenger RNA from Xiphophorus couchianus (Monterrey platyfish), 6468 nucleotides. It is a transcript of the gene fbxo33, whose product is annotated as F-box protein 33. The transcript has 6 exons. Bases 643 to 2112 code for a protein of 489 amino acids. The record is from RefSeq and is a predicted model, not a curated record. NCBI's taxonomy places the organism in Eukaryota, Metazoa, Chordata, Actinopteri, Cyprinodontiformes, Poeciliidae. Gene Ontology annotation, molecular function: protein binding. Gene Ontology annotation, biological process: positive regulation of protein ubiquitination.